GUCGGCGGGCGUCCUCCUUUUGUGCGAGGGCCGGCUGCUCGGCUUCGCGAAGGUAAACAGCGUUUCCUCUUCCUCCUCGCGGCGUCUCUUCCUUUUAUAGUGAUUUCUCGCCUGACACUCGCCGGAGCCGCUGCUGCUGCUGCUGCCGCCGCGGCGGGGGCCGCUCGCAAACCUGUGGCGGUGACGUGAGACCCGCCAACCCGGAAACGGCGGCGGCGGCACCCGAGGCUCCGAGGCUCCUGCGCUCCAGCGCCCGCGGUCGCGCUGUCCUCGCUGCUCGCCUGGCCGCCAGGAGAAGAAACUGAAGCCUGGAGUUUGAGUAAUUCAUUCAAGGUUAUCAAGUUGAUAGAGGGACGAGAACAGAAUCACCAGCACUGGCUGAAGGUUUGCUGGCAUGGGUAAUCUCAUUAAGGUGCUAACCAGGGACAUAGACCACAAUGCAGCACAUUUUUUCUUGGACUUUGAAAGUACCUUAACAUGGGGAAUCUUCUUAAAGUUUUGACAUGCACAGACCUUGAGCAGGGGCCAAAUUUUUUCCUUGAUUUUGAAAAUGCCCAGCCUACAGAGUCUGAGAAGGAAAUUUAUAAUCAGGUGAAUGUAGUAUUAAAAGAUGCAGAAGGCAUCUUGGAGGACUUGCAGUCAUAUAGAGGAGCUGGCCAUGAAAUACGAGAGGCAAUCCAGCAUCCAGCAGAUGAGAAGUUACAAGAGAAGGCGUGGGGUGCAGUUGUUCCACUAGUAGGCAAAUUAAAGAAAUUUUACGAAUUUUCUCAGAGGUUAGAAGCAGCAUUAAGAGGGCUUCUGGGAGCCUUGACAAGUACCCCAUAUUCUCCCACCCAGCAUCUCGAGCGAGAGCAGGCUCUUGCUAAACAGUUUGCAGAAAUCCUUCAUUUCACACUCCGGUUUGAUGAACUCAAGAUGACAAAUCCUGCCAUACAGAAUGAUUUCAGCUAUUAUAGAAGAACAUUGAGUCGUAUGAGGAUUAAUAAUGUUCCAGCAGAAGGAGAAAAUGAAGUAAAUAAUGAAUUGGCAAAUCGAAUGUCUUUGUUUUAUGCUGAGGCAACCCCAAUGCUGAAAACCUUAAGUGACGCCACAACAAAGUUUGUGUCGGAGAAUAAAAAUUUACCAAUAGAAAAUACCACAGAUUGUCUAAGCACCAUGGCCAGUGUGUGCAGAGUCAUGCUGGAGACACCGGAAUACAGAAGCAGAUUUACAAAUGAAGAGACAGUGUCCUUCUGCUUGAGGGUAAUGGUGGGCGUCAUAAUACUCUAUGACCACGUACAUCCAGUGGGAGCAUUUGCCAAAACUUCAAAAAUCGAUAUGAAAGGUUGUAUCAAAGUUCUUAAGGACCAGCCUCCGAAUAGUGUAGAAGGUCUUCUCAAUGCUCUCAGGUACACAACAAAACAUUUGAAUGAUGAGACUACCUCCAAGCAAAUUAAGUCCAUGCUGCAAUAGCACUUCCUGGAUGAGCGCCUGCUGCAGGCAGAAGCCCUGUUCUGCAGUGAUGAGGACGCAGUUUUUAGUGAUUGCAAUUACGAUCUCAUUUACUCUUGCUUUUUAUUUCUGUCCUCUGUUCCUCUUCCCUCUUUUUAAAUCAUGUUCUUGUUCUUAAGACUUCUUUUCUGUGCCAAAACCAGUAAAGUUCAACUCUGAAGGGAUGUUGUCCUUUCAAACAGGCCAUCUAAGGCAGCUAAUUACGCAUUGCAUUGGGGUCUCUACUGAGAAAAAUUCUGUGACUUGAACUAAAUAUUUUUAAAUGUGGAUUUUUUUUGAAAACUAAUAUUUAAUAUUGCUUCUCCUGCAUGGCAAAACUGCCUACUCUGCUAUUUAAAAACCCUCAAUGACUUUAUUUUCUACUGCCGCUUUUUUCAUGUGCAGCCAAAAUGAAAAUGUUUAAAUUAACUGUGUUGUACAAAUGGUACCCAACACAAACUUUUUUUAAAUUAGUAAGACUUUUGUUUAAAGUUUUAAGUUUGCAUUUUGACUUUUUUGUAAGGAUGUAUGUUGUGUGUUUAACCUUUAUUAACUAACGUUAAAAACUGUGAUGUGUGCGUAGAGUAUUACGUAUGCAUGUUCAUGUUUAAAGAAUGGCUGUUGAUAAAAUAAAAAUCAGCUUUCAUUUUUCUAA
This is a messenger RNA of Rhinolophus ferrumequinum (greater horseshoe bat), 2125 nucleotides long. It is a transcript of the gene CYRIB, whose product is annotated as CYFIP related Rac1 interactor B. Gene Ontology annotation, biological process: regulation of actin filament polymerization; positive regulation of T cell activation. The transcript is spliced from 14 exons. The record is from RefSeq and is a predicted model, not a curated record. Gene Ontology annotation, molecular function: small GTPase binding. The coding region runs from base 478 to 1452 and encodes 324 amino acids. NCBI's taxonomy places the organism in Eukaryota, Metazoa, Chordata, Mammalia, Chiroptera, Rhinolophidae.